CGUUUGGAGUAUAAACAAAGGGAAAAAUGGCUUCUCAGAAAGCCAUGGACGAAUUGGCUCGACAGUCAGGUUUUGAGGAUUUGUCGUUUGCUACAAGGACAUAUCGUCCGGAAUAUGCUUCCUCUCCAGACCUACGAGGAUCAUACAGACCUCAGCGCGCGAUUCGAACUUCUGAAAUGGAAUCUACGCUUAGAGCCAAACUUGCUUACACUUCAGGGGGGCGCGAUCGGGACGGCCGAAAUAUUUUGACUAUACCAGCCGGAAAAACUGAAGAUUUGAGCGUAGAUCGGCUUGGAGAUACACUUUCCUACUUAACGCAAUCACCAAGGGAUGGAAGACAAGGACAGAUGUACAUGGUUAUCAUUGACCUUAGGGGCUCAUCCUGGAAAUCUGCAAAACCUCUACUUAGAACUCUUCAGGAAACGGUUCCAGAAAAGGUGCAUGAAGUCUAUAUUAUUAAGCCUGAUGCUUUCUGGGAGAAACGGCGCUCAGGAACUGGUCUCAGAAAGGAACAAUCUAGUGUUGCAUUUCAGACGACAUUGUUGUCAUCAUCAAGUAAACUUCAUCAGUUUGCCGAAGGAAGUCAACUCACCCAAGAGCUGGGUGGUUCUUUAUCAUAUAACCACAACAGAUGGAUUGAUACUAGAUUGGAAAUUGAGCAACUUUCAGAUCCGUCAGUCUCUUUGAAUGAAAAAUUUGAUGAAUUGGAAGAAGACCUAGACACCCAUCAGCUAGGAAACAACAUAGCAGAUACAGAUGGCCUGAUUCGUCAACAUGAAACAAAGAGGGCACUGUUGGAUAAUGUUGCCUAUCCUCUUAUCCAAAGAGGGGAACACCUCAUCAGCUCAAUUAAAGCUAAUGAACCUCCUAUACCACCAAGCCAGAAUUUCCCUGGCAGUCCUGCUUCUUUACCAAGCCAAGAGCGUCAGCAGGUGGAAGGUAUUGUGACUCAACUAAACCUGAGAUGCAGCCAGUUGAUGGACAUGUGGGAAAAGAGAUGGAAAGAGUUGAUACAGUGUAUGGAUCUACUGGAGUUUGAUGCAGGAUAUCAAAAGGUGACUGACUGGGUCCUUGGGCCAGGAGAGUCAUAUUUAGCCAAUUCCAAUGAUAUUGGAGAUUCUGUUAUCUCCUGUGAGAUUCUGAGGAAAGAGCAUGAGGAAUUAGAGCUGUCUGCCAGGGAAGUGAUAAACCACUUCGCUCAGGUGCGUGAACUUGCCAAGAAAAUGCUCCAGGAAAAUCACUAUGCCUCCAGAGAUAUUAAGAGUCGCAAGGAAUUCCUAGACAGAGGUUGUCGUAACUUUGCCUUGCGGAUGAACAGAAGGAGAGAUAUCAUACUCACAUCACUUAAAUUUCACAAAAGUGCCGGAGAGUGCUCAGUUAAUUUGGAUGACUUAUUUGAACUGCUGUGUUCGGAUUCUGUUCUUAUGUACGACUAUGAGUCCGCAGAGAGCAUGCUCAGAACACUGGAAGAGAAGGCUGAGGCCGUUUCCGUUUCGUCUGAGGACACCUUGCGAGAUGCAUUGGCUGUUCAAGAAUUGAUGACAAGCCCAAUGUCCAAUAUGCGGGGUGAUGACGUCACUCAGGAUUAUGAAAAGGGCAUUGCGCAUGUGCGGCUCACUUUGGACGAACUAAGAGAGCGGAAACUUCGCACAGACGAGUUGUGUGAUGUGCGCAGAAUCAAACUGCAGCAACUGUUGCAGCUCAAACAGAGCGAACGAGAUGCUGAGCAGGCAACUGUGUGGAUAAGUCAACUGCGUGACGCAACGGAGCAUAACCUGGGAGAUGUGGGAAGGAACUCUGAGGAUAUCGAGGCUCUGCAACAGGAACAUGAGAAGCUUGAAACUACAGCUAAAAGUACAUAUGAUUAUGGUCGACAAUUUCUCCAGGCCUCAUUAGUUCUCCGUCGCACGUGUCGCUAUGAACUGACCCCAAACUAUCAAAUGGAGGAAAAGUUAAACAGCGCUUGGAGUGAAUUUUCAUCGGCUAUGGCUGAACGAGGAGCGAGACUCUCUGUGGCGCUCAUGUUUCGUCGGAGCGCGGAGAAGCUUGUCCAAGAUAUUGAGGGGCACAGAGGAAGAUACAUGAGAGAGGACCUCCUGGAAGACCUCACAGCUGAGUUCAUCGAGGAAGAAAUUCGCCGACACUCUGAAACAAGACACUCUAUCGACAAAGAAUACGCUGAGACGGUUGCCAUGGGGAAAACCUUGAUUGACAGAAUGCAAUUACCUCCACUGUAUGGAGAGAACGGGACACCAAAUCGGCCUCCUCAUCUCUUAGAGGAAUCUCUGGCCGACUUGGAGGAGAGAAAAAUGGCCUGGGAAAGAGUGUGGCAAGACAGGGACGAGCGACUCCGCCAUUGGUUGAAACUCGGAGACUAUGAACAACAGAUGCGAGAGCUUCUUCAGUGGGUUAAAGACAGAACCAGCGAAACAGAAGAGAACAAACACAUGAUUGGUGAAAACCUGACCGAAGCUGAAGCGCUUAGUGCUGACCUACAGGGACUGGAAGAAAGACUCAAGGAAAAAGAAAGAGAAGUUGCUGAGCUCAUUCAGAUUAUCAAGUCAAUACAUGUAGCUUCAGCAGAAGAUCAAAGUAACAGACCCUAUGGAAGGAUGGCAGAUUCUCUAGAAGAGGCCUGGAAUGACCUUAAUGUUCAAUUAGAGGGAAGGAGGAUACUUCUUGACACCUCAGUUGCUUUUCAUCACAGUGUAGAGAAGUUUUCUGAUAAAAUCAAUACCUCAGAAGAUGAAAUCAGCCGAACUCUUUUAGUGGAAGAUGUGACAUCAUCAUCAUCAUUGCUUCAUCAACAUCAGGAACUAAGAAAAAGUGUAUUGGAAUUAUCCAUGCAGACUUUAUCUAAAGGACAAGCUCUCUUGGACAAAUUACGAGAGGCUAGUUCACAUGCUGACAUAAACAACCAUCAUGCCACAAAAGCAGCAUGUUACAGUGUGGAACGUAUUCUGGAAGCCCUGCAACACAGGCGAAAGCAACUUGAUGAACAGUGGAAAGAGCGAAAAAAAGUUUUGGAGCAGUGUAUGAAAAGAUGCAAGAUUGAUGAAGAAAUAAGACAGAUCACAAAAUGGCUAAAUGAGGAAGGAGAGGAUUAUCUUAGCUAUCAAGACUAUGGAGACUCGGCACCCUCAACUCAAGUUCUCCUCGAUGAACACUUCAAAUUUGAGGAAGUGGCAAAGGAAAAGGAAGAGGCUGGCCAGAGGCUUGCACGAGAAACAGAAAAGCUUAUGCAUGGAAACUUCAGUGACAUACAGGAAACACAGCAAAAAAUUACCCUGCUACUAACAAACCUGCAGUUAUUCAAAGAACGUUUGGAAGAUAGAAGGAAACUACUGACAGAUACACUAACCUUUUACAAGAAAAACAGCAGAGCACAUGAUAAGCUUGAUGAAAUAAGAGACAAAAUUACAGAAGAAAAGCUGACCAUUGAAGAUCAAAAGGAGCUGUAUGGAGCAAUCAAUGCAGCAUCUGCAGCUCAACUGCGAGACGGAAAGAUAUUGCAAGAGAAAAUGGCAGAUGGGAAACACCAACCUGUGAUUGUGAGAAUGUAUGAAGAAUUGCAGGAGAGAAGUACAGCUAUGCUUGUUAAUGUUGAACCUGAUCUUGCUGACAAGGAAUUUGAAGAUCUCUGUGGUUGGAUUAGGAAUGUUGGUGAAGACUUUCUUGAUAGCAACACAGUAAUGGGUGAUUCUGUCAAAACAUCACAGGAAUUUCUGUAUUCACAUCAAGAACUGGAUUCUGAGAGACAGGCUUUUGCAGAUCAAAUGGCCAAAGCGAUUGAUGUGUCGAAUGUGCAAUCAAAAAAAGAUAUUGUAAAAGUGAAAGAUAUACAAGAUUUGUGGAUGAGGUUUUCUUCUCGACUUGAAUACAGGCUUAAGCUGGGGAAAAUGUACUUUGAUUUCCAUCGCCAUAGACAACUGCUGUUUGGGAAAUUGGAUGAGCUCUUCAAUCAGCUGACAAGUGAUGAGCCUAAAGAGAAUGUUGAUGCAUCACCUGCAUUACUUGUACAGCAAGAACAACUGCAGGAUGCCAUUCUUUCAGCCUCUGGACAAAUGCAGAGAGAGUCACAAGCACUUCUUGAUGAGUUGCAAAAAGAACCCAGAGAGGAGUGUUUGGACAGAGGGGCAGCUGCUGAUUGCAUACAGAAGUUCCUGGCAACUCUAGAGGCAAGGGUUCACAAGCUUGGCCAGCUUUGGAACCUAAGAGAAGAACAACAAAACAAGAACAGACAGCUGAGUGCUGAGUUUGUGCAGUUUGAAAAAGACACCAGGGAGGUCAUACUAUGGAUUAAAGAACAGAGUGAUACAUUUUUCCCUGUCAAAGUAGACUACAGUUCCCUUCCCAUUGACCCAAGAGAGUUAGAAGACAAGUUGCAAAAGUUCAAAGAUGCUGCAAGGCGCACUGAUGAAGAUGUUCAAGCACAUCUACGUGCAGCAGAGGAGCUGUCAGAGGCAGAGGGUAGCUACAAAGCAGCCAUCAGAGUCAUUACAGAUGAACUUCAGAUUGCUUAUCAAAGGUUUAAGACACUGCUAGCAGAUUAUGAGGUUUUGCUGUCAAUGUCAGCAACAUUUUACUCAAGCGUUGAAAAACUUCUCCAAAUGAUGGAUGAUAUGACAUAUGGCCUUCAAAGCCAACCCCUCCCCAGAGACAUCAACAACUCCCAGCUCCUUCUACAGGACCAUCUCGCCAACUACCAGACAGUUCAAGACCUGUACAGCUUCACCACUGUUAGUGCACAGGAUGUCUUAAGCCGUGCUUCCACUUCAGCAGCUGUCUCUGUAUCUCGUGAUGAAAUCAAGGGCUUCCUUGAGAGAUCAGAAGGAAGACAUGAGGAGUGGAGGUCUCUUUGGGAACACCAUAGGGACAAAUUGUUAGAAAGUGUGCGAUUGUGUGAAUUUGAGCAGGCUAUCAGUGCAGUCAACUUGACCAUAGAGGAGCACACCAGAGAACUGCUUGCUCUAAACAGAAAGUUUGGAGUCACUCUACUUGAUGCUGUUACUUUGCUUCAAGAGUCAGAUUCAUUUCUGGAGUCUGUUAAGCCAGCUGAUGUGGAAGUAGUAAGACUGGUUGAAGAAGCAGGGAAGUUGAAGCAAUUAAAUCAUCACGAUGCACCUGCCAUUAUGCGACAAGUUUCUGCAAUGGAAGCCCGCUGGCAGAGAUUUUUGUCCAGGAUGGAAGACCACAGGGCCAUGCUUGAAGCAUCAAUAGAGUUCCAUCAGAUUUAUGAACAGGCAUCAGUAUGGAUCAGUGAUAGUGAGCACUUCUUGAAAACCACCCAGGAUGAAGCAAAAAGGUGCAAGACAGAGGAGGAAGUCAUAGACCUUCUAGACAUGUUGGAAGGGUUUGUGAAGCCUGGGCUUAAUAAGCAAGAGGCACGACUGAAGAAGUUGGCUGAACUUUCAGCUAAGCUUACUAUGGAUGAACCUCGCUACCAAGCAAAGGAUCUUAUGACCAAACAGAAGCAGAUAACCACUAAGUUUGAUUUCAUGGAUAAUGACCUUUUCCGUUUAGCAGAGAGACUCAGAGAGAGAAAGCAGCGAGGACUUCCUCCCAAGGCAGAAGAAAUAACAGGAGAAAGUGUAGAGGCUUACGAGAAAGAAUUGCUGGAGACCACUCCUGACUCAUCAGGCUAUGAAAAACCAGUGCGUGUAAAUGUGUUGUCAUCAUUUGUUGAUGGAGUCUUGGGCAGCAAAAGACCUGGUGACCAGGUAGUAUUUGAAGAGGCCGGACCAGCCAAGCGUCCGCAGGUCUCAGUGCGAGUGAGGUCAGACACACCAGUUAGUACAGAAACUGAGCAAAAGAUAGAGCCUAUCAUCAAGUCAGAGAUCCAGGGUUGGUUUGAAGGUGGAAAAGCUCUGAAGCCAGUGGAAAUCCCAGAACAUGAGAUUCUGGUUCACAUCAGUGAAGAUACGAAGCGAGAACCUAAUCAGAUGGAUCUAGCUCCUUGGGGUGUAGAAGUGGUAAAGAAAGAUGUUACAGUGACCUCCUUAGGGCCUUAUGUCAACACAGACAUUGAAGUUGAAACAGCCCUCCACACACAAACAUUUCCACCAUCUUCAGCAGACCAAGCUCAGCUUACGAGAAAACGUGUAUGGAAAACAACAACAAGGGAGACUACUACAAGUAUAAAACAAGAGACAAGAACUGAAGUAGAGGUGCUGGUUCCAGAAAAACCAGAAAUGAUGUCAAAUCUCUAUGUAUUUGGUUGUUUGCCAAGCUCUGAGAAUCUGAGCGUUGAAGUGCGGUCCAAGAAAACUGUGGAAAGUACACCAGACACCGUGGAAAAGACCAGCCCAGAGGAAAUAAACAGGGUGGAAGGAGAGAUGAAAAGAGCUAACGAGAACAUCUGUAGGAAAAUUGAAGAUUCCGUAGCAAGUACCCACAAACCAUUGCAGCAUACUAAACAUGCUGAGCUUCUCAUACCUCAGCAUGCUGGUUCAGUUCUGAUCUUCACACCACCAGACACCCCAAGAAGAGGGUCAGCUCCUUACGUUGAUUCAAGCAAGCUAGCAAAUGGCCACUCAGCUGACGAAGAUCAACCAAGGUUUGAGUCUGAAGUGCAUCUCAUGACCACACCCAGUGACUUCAACUUUGAUGCUGUAGAGUUAACUCUUCCGUACCCCUUUGUGAAUGGGGAAGGCCCUGACUCAGAUAAAGAGGCCAAGCUGCAUAGGAUGAAUGCCAUCACUGAUAAGUUAAUUGAAAGUGAGGGCAAAUAUGUGGAUGACUUGAGGUCGCUUGCAGAGGACUACAUCUAUCAACUUCCCAACGCACCAUCUGAAUUGGCUGAGAAUAAGGACACCAUUUUUAUCAACUCAGAAGAUAUCUUCUUCUUCCACAAAGUGAUCUUUUGUGACGAGUUGGCAAAGUGCAAAGGAAAUCCGUCAGAGGUUGGCAAAGUGUUCAAGAAGAGGGAACAUGAACUUGACAGAUAUAUAACCUUUUGUGUUGGAAAGAGUGACUCAGACAGGUUUUUGGAAUCACAGCCAAAAGAUUUUUUCGAGAAAUGUGAAAAUGAAGCGCCUUCUCGUCCCAUAAAGGAACUCUUAGAUCGGCCAGUUGAACGUGUUCUGGAAUAUAAAACCUUUCUUGAUGAUAUGUUGGAGUGUGGGGAAAAGGCUCAUGUGGAUACAGCUGACAUUGAGGCUGGUAAAGAAGUAGUUGAUCGUCUUUGUGCUGAAAUUAAUCAAAAGACUCGGUUUGAGAUCCCCUUCGCUCCUACUCCCAAAGAAGUUGAGUUCUGUAUAGCAUUAGAAGACUACAGAGAUGACCCUAACAACAUUUGCAUCCGCAAAGAAGAGACUGUGGUGGUUUUGGAUCGGGUGUCACAUCCUGGAAUGUACAAAGUAGUCAAACUUCUUGCAGAUGGUUCCCGAGGCAAUGAAAUUUGGGUUCCAGUGACAGUCCUUCAGCGGAAGAAGUCUACAGCAGAAAUCAUGAUGCCUGCAGAAUACACCGUGAAUCUCAAGUCCAAGCCCGGAUCUAAAUUUCCAGAUGAGGCUUCGGAAAGGAAAGUUGCAGAAGUGGCACCGGUAGAGUUCGUAUCAGCUCCAGUUGCUCCAGCAUUUACCUUGCCCUUGGAAAAUCUUAAGGCAGCUGAGGGCCAGCCAACACAGCUGGAGGUUCGCGUUACUGGUACUCCAGAGCCUCAAGUGGUAUGGCUUAAAGACGACCUUCCCGUCAGAUCUGGAGAGCGCAUCCAUACCGAGAAGGAUGGCAAUUUGUACAGCUUAAAAAUUUCUGAAGUUGAUAUUGAGGAUGAGGGAGUCUAUACAUGCCGCGCCAAAAACGUAGCAGGAUCAGCAACUUCCACGGCAGACCUAAAUGUUGAAUCCGGUGAAUCAGAGGGCGAACUUGACGUGAAUGAUGAAACUGACAGCUCUAAUUUAGCAAUAAAUCAAAAUCAACCACCCCAGUCAGUGACAUUAACUGUUCAUGGGCAAGAUGGAACUGAAUUUGCACCCCUUGAGGUUCAACUUCCCAAACCCGGUGAUAUAAGUGCUUCUGACAUCCAUUUGAUGACAGAGAGUAGGCCAACAUCUCGUCGAAGGUCUAUUCCCCCUGAAUUCACCACAGAACUAACAGACAAAACAAUUGAGGAAGGGGACUCUGUAGAAAUGCAGAUCUUUGUAACUGGCACACCUCCACCUGAAGUGAUUUGGUACAAAGAUGAUCAACCAAUCACAAUUUAUCCUCACAGGCGCUUCCAUGCAACCAGAGAAAAUGACAUCUGUAGCCUAGAAAUCAAGGAUGCGAGAUGCAGUGAUCAAGGAAACUAUAUAUGCCGAGCUAAGAACAGUGCUGGUGUAGUCACAAAAUCCUGUAAACUAACCGUGAAGCAAGUCACUCCAACAAGCCCUCCUGCUUUUGUUAAACUUUUAAAGGAUGUGCAUAUUGUGGAAGGCUCUUGCACUCGUUUCGAUGUGAAAGUUACAGGAAUGCCAGAGCCUGAGGUAACCUGGUUUAAAGACGGAGAGCCGGUUAAACAAGACAAGCAUUUGGAAAUUAUUCACGAUGAAGACACAUCUGCUUUGAUUCUUAUGUAUGGUACACUAGAAGACGCAGGUGACUAUACUUGUAAAGCCAGUAGCGAGGCUGGGAAUGCUGAAUCAUGUGCGCAUUUAUACAUAUCACCUUUACAAAUACCUGCCAAAUUUACGUCACAGCUAGAAAGUGUCGAGGUGUCUGAGGGAGAACUAAUCAAGCUUAAGUGCUCAGUGGUUGGAAAACCAGAUCCCAAUAUAAGUUGGUUCAAGGACCAACAAUUAGUUAACGAAAGUAAUAGGGUAAAAAUGAAAGUAUCAUCUGACAACAUCUGCGUAUUAAACAUUCUCAAGACGGACAUGGAUGACGAAGGAAUUUACACAUGCGCUGCAACAAAUACUGCUGGAGAGGACAUCACCUCUGCCACAGUGACAGUAAAUGGUGAUGGGAGUGCUCCGGAGUUUACCAAAGCUCUGCAAAAUACUGAAGUAUCAGACGGUGAUUCAGUUUGUUUGGAAGUUAGGGUUCAUGGGAAACCAACACCAUUUGUAGAAUGGCUUAAGGACACGAAGCUUUUAAAAUCUGGGCCGCGCUUUGAUACCCAAACAAGAGGAAAUACACAUACAUUUCUAAUUACAAAUUGUAGAGAUGACGAUGGUGGUACUUAUGCAUGCAAAGCAAGGAACAAGUUCGGGACAGCCUCUUGUGAAGCAGUGCUGGUUGUUGCAGAGGAUACUGUACCACCAAGAUUUACGAAGAAACUCUAUGACUCUACAGCAGAUUCUGGUAACACCGUUGAAUUUUCUGUCAAGUACAUUGGUAGUCCAGAGCCAAAAGUCAAGUGGUAUUUGGAUGAUGAGGAGGUUUCUGAAGACGACGAAGGUAUGGACAUUGAGACAGAACCAGGUUCAUCUUUGCUAGUACUUGAAGACAUAGCACCAAAUGACUCUGGACAGUACAAAUGCAUCAUAUCUAAUAUAGCAGGCAAAGCAGUGACAAGUGCACACCUGAAAGUGGUUGAUGAAGGUAAAGAAACAGUCCUAACUAGCAUUCAACAGAUUGUGGAGGCUGUGCCUCCCCCGGCAGAAAAAAGGCCCAGUGGUAAAGCGCCUCUCUUCAUGAAGGAACUGUCAACUUUUCAUGUCACUGAGGGAGAUGCAGUCCGAUUGGAAGUAAUAGUUGAUGGCUCACCUAGACCAGUUGUGCAGUGGUUUGUUGAAAGUGACCUUGUAGAAGAAGAUGAGCAUACACAUGUAGUCCAAGAGGGAAAUAAGUAUGCCUUGGUUAUCGAUGGAACAGUAUUGGACGACGAGGCUGAGUACAAGUGUGUUGCCAAGAAUUCUCACGGAAUAGUAGAAUGUACAGCUGAACUUUUUGUGGAUGAGAUAGCUGUCAAACCUGAAUUUCUUAAAGAACUAAAGCCUAUCGAAGUUGUGGAGGGUCACAAUGCACAAUUUGAAGUGAAGAUUCAAGGGAAUCCGGAACCAGACAUUGCAUGGUUUAGAAACAAUGUUCUUAUUGAACCUAGUGAAAAAUACGGACCACAUAGAACUGAAAACGUCCACAAACUGAAUAUUCAUAAAACUGUUCUUGGUGAUUCAGGAGAAUUCGCGUGUCAAGCAAGGAAUGAAGUUGGUUUUGUUCGGAGUGUUGCACCCCUCAUUGUUAAACCAGGAAGACCUCACGGGAAACCCCCAACCUUCUUGCAGAAACCUCAAAAUACAAAUGUUUUGGUGGGCGACGUUGUUUCCUUCGAGGUGAAAGUUGAAGGAACGCCAACGCCCACCAUUAACUGGUUUCGUGAAGAGGGUCAAGAGAUUCCCACAACUGGUCGUACUGUUUCCUCGCCAACUGGUAAAUUGACAGUCAGUUCUGUGACUCUUGAAGACCAAGGAAUCUAUAAAUGUGUUGCUGUCAAUGAAGCUGGAGAAGCGUCAUGUCAAGUGGAGCUUUUGGUUGAUCAAGGAAAUGCUUGCCAAGAAACUGAAGAUAUAUCACCAUCAAAUAAUGUGGUUGUGGAACGUGAAGUACCCCUUGAAGGUGUGCUCGGGGUUCCAAAGGAGGCAGAAUCGCCAUUACCACCACAAAUCGUGAAAGGGUUAAAAGAUCUUAAUGUAUCAGAGGGAGAUACAGCACGUUUUGAAGCGCACAUUACGAGCGACCCUAUACCUGAUAUUGAGUGGUCCAGCAGUGGUGGGAAAAUAGAAGAAAACGAGGAAACCCUUAUGGAAUGUGAAGGUGACAUUUACAAACUUAUUUUGAUGGAUGUUCUUCCAGACGAUGAUGGAGAGUAUACAGUCACAGCCACAAACAAAUUUGGAAUGGUGUCAUCUAUCGGGAAACUCUCUGUCGCAGAGAAGAUAAAAAAGCCCUCUUUCUUGGACGCACUGAGAAAUGUUGACGUAACUGAAAAUACUGAUGUGCGUCUGGAAGUUCGUGUGCAAGGUACGGAACCUGAUAUUGAUUGGUACAAGAAUGGCGUUUUGAUCGAGGAAGUAACGUCAAGAACUGAAUUUGUUGAGAAUGGAGAGAGAGGAACUUAUGCUUAUCUCAUCUAUGGUGCCAUAUCAAAGGAUCAGGGCACCUAUCGUUGUACGGCGGUAAAUGAGGCGGGCCAAGUGUCGUGCGAAGGACAGCUGACGGUGAGAGAAAACGUCAUUCCUCCUAGGUUUCUCCAGCGCCUCGAAGACAACAAAGUUGUUGAGGGAGGUGAUGUUGACUUGGAGGUUGAAGUCAGUGGGAGACCCAGACCAGCUUUGAAGUGGCUGAAAGAUGGGAGAGCUGUUGUUUCAAAUGAUCGUAUUCAAAUAGACACCGAGGGCCGCAUUCAUACAUUGCAAAUAACUCACUGCAGGCUUUCAGAUGGAGGGAAAUACACCUGUACUGCUUCUAAUAGUGGAGGCACUGAUAAUUGCUCUGCUAAACUGGAAGUCGAGAAGGAGAUGCACGCCCCAGAAUUUGUUGUCCGACCUGAAGGAGCACGCAUUGUCGAGGGAAGUGAGGCCAGAUUUGAGGCAAUUGUUUCUGGUCUACCAGAACCCGAAAUUGAGUGGUUUAAAGAUGGAAAACUUGUACGAGACAGCCACCGCUUUGAUCUGGAGUUCGACGGAAAUCGAUCUGCUCUUACUGUGAAAGGAGCAAAACAAACGGACGAUGGAGAGUUCACGUGCUCAGCUACCAACCAGGUGGGGAGGGUUUCUUGUUCUAUCGAACUUGUUGUUGACGAGGCAGUUGUUGCUCCUGAAUUUGUCAAGAAAAUGGCGAGUAUUGAGUUAUUUGAAGGUGACUUGGCACGAUUUAACGUUCGAGUGUCUGGCACGCCUCAGCCAGAUGUGAAAUGGCUGAAGAAUGACGAGCCUUUGGAGGGGGAAUCACGGUAUGAAUUUCUCUCCGAUGAUAACAUGCAUUCCUUGGAGUUGUCUAAUUGCUUAUUAUCUGAUGCUGGAACAUACCGCUGUAUCGCUUCAAAUGAAGCAGGACAAAUGUCCUGUACUAGUGAGCUCACUGUUACAGAAAAACCAUCCCCUCCAGUGUUUACAGAUGGGCCCUCUUUUCCAAAUUUCAUUGAAGCUGGAGGUGACGUUGUGCUAGAGGUAACGGUGAGUGGCAAGCCUACACCAACCGUAGAGUGGGUCAAAGAUGAUACAUCUCUAAAGAACAGCAACCAUUUUGACAUCAAAGCUAAAGAUGAUAAACAUACAUUGACUGUUUCCAGUGCUGGCCCUGCUGAUUCUGGAGCUUAUAAGUGCAUCGCACAUAAUACUUCAGGAACGUCCACAAGGACUUUUCACGUCAAUAUUAAAGCCUCAAAGCCGCAUGGAACUGCACCCGCGUUUACAAAAUAUUUGGAGUCACCAACUGCCAUUGAGAACUCUCCAGUAACUUUGGAAUGCGAAGUUGUUGGUUCUCCUGAAAUAUCCAUCGAGUGGAUUAAAGGCGAUUCUCGAGUUAGGCAGACGACACGUGUUCGUACCGAAUUCGAUGGGAAAAACUGCCGCUUAAUCUUGUUACGCACAGAGCUAGAUGAUGAAGCAGAUUACAAGUGUGUUGCCAGAAAUGCGUUUGGCAUUGCAUCAACAUAUUGCGAACUGCUAGUGGAGGAAGAUCUCAGUGAAAGUCAUAGUCCUCCUUUUUUCAAAAAGAAGCCACGCAAUCAAACUGUAUCAGAAGGUCAACAUACAACGUUUAGUGCUAUUAUCGGAGGAACUCCAGCACCUGAAGUUGAUUGGUUUAAAGAUGAAAGGGCAAUUGAAGAUAAAGGGAGAUUUGUUAUAAAAGACGAUCUCGACAAGGGGAAGUUUUCCCUAACUAUUGGGGAGACUUUUGUUGAGGAUGCUGGCACAUACAAGUGUGUCGCUUUUAAUGAAAUUGGAGAGGAGUCACACGAGGCAAGACUAAGUGUUAUUCCACUCGGAAAGAGAAGUGAACCCACCGUUGAGGUGCCUUUUGAAAUCUCAGUUAAUGCAGAGUCAGCCACACCUUCGAGCUUAUUCGCGGAGCCAAAGGUUGUAGUAACAUCGGGAGAACAAGAUGCAACCGAGGAUAGACCUCGACGCACGAACAAGGAGCUUACAGCUUCAAGAGAGACCACAGAAAUUGAUCUUGAACCUCCUCACUUCAUUGCCUUGCCGGAAGGUCUCAGUCCUUUUGAAGUGAAUGCAGAUGAAGAUGUCACUCUGAAAGUGAGAGUGAGUGGUAAACCUCUCCCGGACGUAAAGUGGCUGAAAGAUGACAAGCCCCUGGUGGAAACUAACAAGUUCCUAUGGAACGGUGAUACUGAUAUACAUACGUUAGUGAUCCGUGGACCCACGCCAAGAGAUAAAGGAACUUAUGUCUGUCUAGCAUCAAAUACUACUGGAACUACCACGAGAAGUUUUGAAGUGAACAUAGAAGGCUAUGAAGACUGGGUUAUGCCUUCAUUUGAAGAACAUACAGCAAACCCCUUUAUAAUAUCAGAUAAUGGCGAUGUGACCAUGGAAGUUAAAGUAGCGGGAAACCCCACACCAAGCGUUGAGUGGAGAAAAGACGGUCAAGCCAUUUCGGAGAAUGGACAUGUUAAAUUAUUUUCAUCAGAAGGCACCCACAGACUUUUAAUCAAAGGAGCUUCGCCAGAAGACGAAGGGAAUUACACGUGCACGGCAACUAACCCCGCUGGAAAGUCGACCAGAGCAUACGCUCUAGAGAUUGGUGGUGUGGAGCCUGAAGUAGGCAGAAGAGGCCAGGUAGGUGUAGACGAAACAGUAAUACCUCCAACAAUUGUGAAACAGACAGAGCAAGAGGCACCAGUAAGGGUUUCGGAGGAUGGUGAUGUUAAAUUGGAGGUUAUGUUUAGUGGAAAUCCAGACGCAGAGUGGACAAAGAAUGGAAAAGUCUUACGGGAAAGUAGCCAUUUUCAGAUCGACUCAGAAGAUGGAGUGCAGAAGCUUGUUAUUAAAGGUGCCACUCAGGAGGACAAAGGUGUAUGCAAAUGCACGGCUUCUAAUAACGCUGGCGCCUCGUGGAAAACUUUUACAGUUGAUUGUGAACCGGAGGAGAACGUUCAUCCAGAACAACCAUCGGAACUGGAAAGGCCUUCCUUUGUUGAAGAUGACAGUGUUGUUCCAUUUCAACUGACUGUCAAUGGAGAUGUUAAGCUUGCAGCAAGAGUUCAGGGUAGUCCCACACCACAAGUUGAGUGGGAUAAGGAUGAUAUUCUUCUACAAAACAGCGAGCAUAUUGCUAUUACUUCAAAAGAUGACCUUCACACCAUACUGAUUUCCAAUCCAAGUGUUUAUGACAAAGGAACGUACACUCUUACUGCUACAAAUGAAGCUGGAGUUGGUACACGUGCUUUCAAUGUUGAGAUUAAAGGUGCAAAGCCAAUCACUUCGUUGCCAGAAAUCACCAAAGAACUCGUCGAGGUAGAGGUACUUCGAGGACAACCAAUCACAUUGGAGUGUCAUGUCUUUGGAGCUUCUGACGCUCACGUGAAGUGGUUUCAUGACAAUGUUGUUCUGACUGACUGUGAGCGAUUAACCACCUCGUUCGAUGGUGUAGUUUGUGCCUUGACAAUCCAUCGCUCAACUCUAGAUGAUGAAGGGGACUAUCUUUGUCAGAUAGAGAAUGACCAAGGUGUCGUGUCAAGCUCUGCUGAAGUGAUUGUGGACGAAGGAAUGGCAUUACCAAUUUUUAAAGCGCCGCUGAAAAACACAAGUAUGACAGAAGGCGAAAAUGUUUGCUUUGAUAUCCGUGUUAUUGGAAAUCCAGAACCAGUCGUGGAAUGGUUUAAAGAUGGUGUGCAGCUUGAAGAUGAGGGCCGUAUUAUGAUAAUUGAUGAUGUGGAUGAUGAUCAGCCAGAACUCUUCUCGCUUGUAAUUGAAAAGUGUGAACCAUUCGAUGCCGGUCUGUACAAAUGUAUAGCUAUGAACGAAGCUGGCAAAGAUUCGUGUAGUGCUCAACUUUUAGUCACCCCUCCAUCAGUUCCACACAAAAGUCCAGGUUUUGCUGAGAUUCCAGUGGAUUUCAUAGAGGGCCAAGAUGUAACACUGAAGGCUUUGACCAGCGCCCAACUUCCCAUAGUUACUUGGCUUAAGGAUGAUGAACCUGUGAGACAGAGUACCCACUAUGAUAUUGAUGCUAAACAAGGCAUCCAUACUCUAACAAUAAGAAAUGCCUCCCCAGAGGACUCUGGAAUUUACAAGUUUGAUACCAAAGAUGAGAGCACCAGCACCUUCAAGCUCACCAUUAAAGGAAAAGAUUCUUCAGAUGGCGUCGCACCGGAGGUCACAGCAGUUACCACUCCUGUGGAAGUACUGGAAGGAAGUGCAGUCAAACUAAACUGUGAGAUCAAAGGAAAACCAUAUCCAGAAGUUACUUGGCUGAUAGAUGAGAGCCCUGUCGAGACAAGCGAGCGUGUCACCGUUGAUUGUGAUGGAGUGUUUACCUCACUUCACUUUCGAAGCACUGAGCUAGAUGACGAAGGAGAGUAUCAGUGCAAAGUACAGAACGAGAUUGGAUCAGCAAUCUGUACUUUGGAACUUCUAGUUAAUGAAGUCGAUGAUCUUGAAGAUCAGAGUAAACCAGAAUUUUUAGAGAAGUUGAAAGAUGUCAGCACAUUUGAAGGUGAUAGUGCUGUCUUCAGCGUAAAGGUUCAAGGCCUUCCGCAACCUGACGUUCAGUGGUGCUCGUCUGAACGGGAGAUUUUAACAGAUGGGCGAUUUGCUACAGAGUCUACCGAAGAUGGUUGCCACACGCUUACUAUUAGUAACUGUGUGACUAAAGACAAAGGAAGAUACAAAUGUGUUGCAUCCAACGUAUUUGGAAAGGCUGUGUGUUCGGCUGGGUUGACAGUUAAGGAAAAGUUAAUCCCUCCCCAAUUUUCAGACCAAGACAGUGGAACUCCGAUGUUGAUUGAUGAAGGAGGCGAUGUUACACUGCAAGUUGAAGUAAUUGGGAAGCCAAAGCCCUCCAUUAAGUGGUACAAAGACGACCAACCAAUUAGUCGAAGCAGUAGCAAGUACAAGACUGAGGUGCAAGGAGAUAAGCAGUCUCUGACUAUUGUCGCUGCAAUACCAGAAGACUCCGGGGCGUACCAGUGUAGAGCUACCAGCCCGUCUGGGACAAUAACAAGAAACUUCGAUGUUAAUAUAGAAGCAAAACAACCUGAGGGUGAGUCUCCCAAGUUCAUCCAGCCCUUGAAGUCCCAGGAAGUGUUUGAAGGUAGUGCCGCAAAGCUUGACGUCCGCAUAUCAGGUGAGCCAGAGCCCGAAGUUGAGUGGUUUAAAGAUGAACAACCAAUAGAAGAAGGUGGCAACUUCAGAAUUGAAUUUGACGACGCUGAUGGCUGUGCGCUCGUCAUCAAUUCUGCUAAGUCGAAUUAUGAAGGUCUGUACAAGUGCGUGGCUUCAAAUUCAUUUGGUAAAGCAAUCUCUGAGGCAGAGUUACUAGUUACAGGAGACGAUGAAGAUGAAGUGGAGCCUCCAGAAAGCUUAGUAACAGUGGAACUAAGUUUACCAGUAAGUUCAGUACCGUUUGGACCUGCAGAGGUUGCACUGCCUGUUAAAGAGGAGAACCUUCCUUCAUCUUACAAGGAGAAACGUGAAGUGUCAGAGAAAGAGUUUCCACAAAAUAGACCUUCAUUUGAGGCUGUUCAGCUUGUUUUACCUGGACAAGGAGAUGUUCCUCUGAUACCUGACACUAUUUCAGCCUUGGAAUACGAGCCAGUCCAACUGAGCGUGCCAGGUGCGGAUGAACCUAUUCUGCCUGACUUUAUUGAUGUUCCUAAUGACUUAAAGGUAAAUGAAGGUGCCAGAGUGGUCCUCAAGGUCAGGGUGAUUGGGCAGCCUGUGCCUGAAGUUACGUGGUUUGUAGAUGACGAGCCAGUACAACCAAGUGACAAGAUUUCUAUUCGUUCUGAUGGAGAUAAAUAUGAGCUUAUUAUACAUGAGGCAGAGGUGGAUGAUGAAGGAAUGUACAAAUGUGUGGCAAAAAGUGAGGCAGGGAAAGCUAUCUGUGAAGUGGAAUUGCUCGUAGAAGAAGCAAGAGAACCAAAAACAGAGGAAUCCCUUGAAGUUCAAAUCACAAAGGAACUGCAAGAUGUCGAAGUUGAUGAAGGAGAACCAGCGGCUUUGGAGAUUUGUUUUGUGAGUCUAGUCAAACCAACUGUGUCAUGGUCCAAGGGAAUGAAGCCUGUAGAACCGAACAAGAGAGUCAAAAUUAUAACAGAUGAACAAAGCAGUAAGCUGGUUAUUAAAAAGACCGUCGGUGAAGAUGAGGGACUUUACAAGUGUUCAGUUAAGAGUGGGACUUGGGAACUGAAUUCUUCUGCUGAACUAAUAGUUGAAGAACCAAGUGACGAUGAGAAAGUGAUACUCAGAAAGCCUGUUCUGGUUCAAAAAUUUUCUGAUGAGGACAUUGUGGAGGGAGACAAGCUUGAACUGCAAAUCAAAGUGAUUGGCUCCAAACCUAUCACAGUCACGUGGUACAGAGACGACGAAAAGAUAGAACCAGACGAUCGCUGCAAAUUACUCUCAGACGACGAGAUUCAUCUGCUCAGAGUGAACCAAGUUGAAAUUGACGACGAGGCCAUAUACAAGUGUGUAGUGAAGAAUCCUGCAGGACAAGAUCAGUGUGAGGCACAAAUCCUGGUUCAAGAAAAGAGUGAUGCUGUGGAAUGUGUAGAUACAGGAUCUAGUGACAAAGCUCCUCAGUUUAUCUCACGUUUACCAGAGGAGAUUGAGGUUCUUGAGGGUGACUCAACACGGCUUGAGUGUCGAAUAGGACUAGAGGCAGAAGUUUCCUGGUUCAAAGAUGACGAACCUUUGGAGGAGGACGAUCGCAUCACCAUUAAAAACGAGAGUCAUGUUUGUGCAGUUGUCAUCUCCUGCACAGAAUUAGACGAUGAAGGAUACUACAAAUGUGUUGCGCAAAACGAGUUUGGCAAAACUGUGUGUCAGACUGAGCUGAUAGUGGAGGAAGGUGUUAGUAUGCCACUGAUUAAGGAACCGCUGAAGAACCUUGAUGCCAGUGAGGGUGAUGUGGUUAAAUUUGAGGUUCGCAUCACAGGUAACCCUGAACCAGUAGUGGAAUGGUUCAAGAAUGGGAGUCAGUUGCAAGACGAGGGACGUGUGAUCAUUGUUGACGAUGCUGAUGACAAUGACGAAGAGCUGUUUUGUCUGGUAAUCGAGGAUUGUGAAGUUGGUGAUUCUGGGACUUACAAGGUCGUGGCAAUGAGUGAGGCUGGAACUGCCAAUUGUGAGUGUAGCCUGAAUGUUACUCGUACUCAGGUCCCAGCAGAGUUCAAAGAUGAAAUGGAAGAGGUGCCUAUGGAAGGCUCUCAAGGGGACAAUGUGUCUAUGGUUGUCAAUACCGGCCGGCUGCCCUCACCAGUUAUUGCAUGGUUCAAGGACGAAGAGCCAAUCAUGUCUAAUUCUCAACUUGAGAUCUCACAGGACCCUGAGCACUCUAAGCUAAUGGUUCUUCACGUGACCCCAGCAGACUCGGGUACAUACAAGUGUGUUGCAACCAGUGUAAUAGGGACAAUUACCAAAAAGUUUCUUCUUAAUAUAGAAGGAUCAGAACCUACAGUAGAACAGACAGUAAGUACUUCCGACGUGCAAGCAAGACCUGUAAGAGAUAUUGCCGCACCAGUGUUUAUAAAGAAUAUGGAUGAUGUUGUAGUUAAUGCUGGGGAAGAGGCCCGAUUUGAUGUUAGAGUUUCUGGCGUUCCAGAACCCCAAGUUGUGUGGCACUGGGAGUCAAUUGAGGUUAAAGAUAAAGGACGAUUUGUGCACAUUGAUGCCAUUGAAGAAGAUCUGUUCACAUUGGUUAUUGAAGGCAGCGAAUCAGGAGAUGCUGGUAACUACAAGUGCGUUGCUUCCAACAAGGCUGGUCAAACGUCAUGUGAAGCUAAGUUGAUUGUGCUUGAAAAGGAAGUGGAGGAAAAAUCUCUUUAUGACAAAGUUGAAGAUAAACCACGAGGAGAAGCCCCUAACUUCUCACAGCCAUUGCAGACAGUUGAGGUCAUAGAAGGAAGUGAAGCCACUCUGAUGUGCAUGGUCGCAGGUAGUCCAGAGCCUAACAUAGCUUGGUUCAAAGAUGGCGUCACUGUGGCAGACGUGAAAAGAUACAAAACUCGAUAUGAUGGAGAGCAAGCCACUUUAGAAAUCCAGAAUGCAGAAUUGGAUGACGAAGGUGAAUACAAGUGCGUGGCUGAAAACGACCUUGGCUCAGCCUCCUGUUCCGCUGAACUCCUUGUUAACGAACCAAACGCUAAACCUGAGUUUGAAGAAAAAAUGAAGCCGGUUGAUGUCACUGAAGGAGAACCUGCAAAAUUUUCUGUUAAAGUGGCUGGUAAUCCCCCUCCUGUUAUAGACUGGUUUAAAGGAAAGGAAAAAUUGGAGGACGAAGGGCGAAUUAAAAUCAUUGACGACGAAGACAGUGAUACUUACACACUUAGAAUCAAUGACACGCUCAUAGAGGAUGCUGGGACAUACAAAUGUAUAGCUAUGAAUGAGGAAGGCCAGGUAUCAUGUAAAGCUGCCUUGGCAGUGAAGGAAGCCAUCACUAAGCCUGAAAUAGAUGUUGAACCAGAAGCUGCUCCAUUGAACAUAGGAGAGGGUGAUGUUGUUUGUCUUAGUGCGAUCGUGAAAGGGAAGCCUGUUCCCACAGUCGUCUGGUACAAGGAUGACGAGAAACUGCGUGAAACAAGCCGUGUGAAGAUAGAUGCCAAAGAUAGCGAACACUCUCUUGUUAUUCUGGAGGCCAAACCAAAGGACUCUGGGGUAUAUAAGUGUCAGGCAAAGAGCAAGGGUGGUAAAGUGGAAAAAACGUAUGAUGUCAACAUAAAAGCCGCGCCGCCAGAAGGUAUUGCACCAGUGUUCAUAGAGUCCCUACUGCCAGUAGAGGUAGUGCAAGGGUCACCCGCUAAGCUACAGUGUAGAGUGACUGGCACACCAGAACCAACUAUCGAGUGGUUCAGAGACAGCGAACCGCUGACGGAAGACAAGAGGGUCAAGAUCCGUUUUGAUGGCGAAUUGUGUACUUUGAAGAUCUUAGAAACUGAACUUGAGGAUGAGGGCGCUUACAAAUGCUUUGCCAAGAAUGAAUUUGGAUCUGUUUCCUGCGCGUCGGAACUUUUAGUUAACGAACCGUACAAGAAACCAGAGUUUACACAAAAAUUGAAGCCCAUUAAUGUCAUUGAAGGAGAAGCAGCACGGUUUGAUGCCACUGUGGAAGGAAAUCCAAUUCCAGUGGUGGAUUGGUUCCAUGGCAAAAACAAACUGGAAGACGAUGGUCGUUUCGUCGUGAUGGAUGACGAAGAGGCAGGCAUCUACACAUUGAUCAUCGAGGACACUGUUCUUGAAGAUGCAGGAACAUACAAAUGCAUAGCUGCUAACGAGGAGGGACAGGCAAGUUGUAAAGCUGCUCUUGCCGUCAAAGAACAAAUGAUAACACCAGAGUUCACGAAUGAAGAACAAAGUGCUCCAUUUAACGUUAUGGAAGGAGAUGAGGUACGCUUAAUGGUAGGUAUUAAAGGGAAGCCUGCGCCAACUGUGGAGUGGUACAAAGAUGACAAAAAGUUGAGAAAAACCAGCCGAGUAAGGAUGGACGAAAAGGAUGGCAAGUUCUCUUUGGUAAUUUCAGAUGUUACUUCCGAAGACAGGGGAACCUACAAAUGUGAAGCUUCAAGCAAGGCAGGCACUGUAACUCGUACAUUUGAUGUUAAUGUGGCAGAAAAGAGCCUGGAAGGAAAAGCACCCGAAGUUGUGGAACCUUCAAAAUCUGUUCAGGUUCUUGAAGGUUUCCCUGCCAAGUUAGAAUGUCAAAUAAGCGGACAGCCCAAGCCAGAGGUAGAGUGGCUUAGAGACAACGAAAAGGUGAAGGAGUGCGAGCGCGCACAGUUUUUAAGCGAUAAUGAAACCUUCUCUUUGAAUUUCAAAGAGACUAAACUUGAUGAUGAAGGUGACUACAAAUGUGUUGCUCAGAAUGCGUUUGGCAGUGUGUCUUGCUGGGCUGAACUUCUUGUAAACAAACCAGCUGCAAAACCGGAGUUCAAAGAGAGAAUGAAGAAUGUCAGUGUUCAGGCUGGGCAGCAAGCCAGGUUUGAUGUGCUUAUUACUGGAGUACCCAGGCCACAAGUUGAUUGGACGAAAGACGGUAAGAUAUUGGAAGAACCAGCGGAGCGAUUUACUUUUUUGGAUGAUGAAUAUGAGGAAGACGAAGGGCGCUCCUCACUGAUCAUUGAGGACGUAAAACUAGAAGAUGCUGGAAAAUACGAAUGUUUGGCAUAUAAUGAAGAAGGUGAGGUAUUCUGUGAGGCCAACAUUUUUGUGCAAGAGACCCUGACUGCCCUUGCGUUUGUUGACGAAGUUGAAAGUGCCCCAAUUUUCGCUGAAGAGGGAGGUGACGUCAGUUUGAGUGCAGAGCUGAGAAAAAGCGAACCAGAACUGAAAGUCGAAUGGCUGAAAGAUGACAAAAAAGUCAAAGAGGAUGAGCAUUUGCAUGUUUCUGUCAGAGAGGACACGCAUAUGCUGAAAAUUACGGAAGUUGUCCCAGAAGAUUCUGGAUUGUACAAGUUUAAGGCCACUAGCAAGGCAGGCUCUGUGGAGAGGGAGUUUGAUGUACAAGUUUCAGCCAGGAAGCCAGAAGGCAGUGCACCACAAUUUACAGAGCCCUUACUACCAAUAGAAGUGAAAGAGGGCGAUACAACUAAGCUUCAUUGUAAAGCAACCGCUGAACCACCUCCGACCUUUGAGUGGCUUAAAAAUGGAGUUCGAGUGAAAGAGAGCGGAAGAAUCAAGCUGGAUAGUGAUGGGAUGGCAUCCUCUCUCUCUUUUAAAGAUGCGAGGCCAGAUGACAAAGGAGAGUACAAAUGUGUUGCCUCAAAUGCACUCGGUUCUGCUUCGUGCACAGCAGCGUUGAAAGUGAGGGUUCUAUCUAAACCAGACUUUAAAGAGAAAUUGAAAAGGGUUGAAGUAGUUGAGGGUGAUUUUGCCAGCUUUGAUGCUGUUGUCGUCGGUUAUCCUGAACCGUUUGUGGAGUGGUAGAGAGGGACGGCUAGGCUCCAGAAUGACGAGUGCACUGAAAUAAAAGAAGAUCAGGAAAAUGGGCAUUUUUCUCUUACCAUUAAGGAUGUCAAUCGUGAUGAUGCUGGAAUGUAUAAAUGUGUCGCUUACAAUGAAGCUGGAAAGACCACAAUACGUGGUGAGCUCUCUGUGAAGGAGAGGCUGUUUGCUCCUGAAUUUCCUGAAGGACAGGAAGAGGCCCCAGUUACAGUUAUAGAAGGCGAUGACUGUAAAUUGAAUGUAACAAUCAUUGGGAAGCCGAAACCUGAUGUGAAAUGGUACAAAGCCGACAAACCCCUUCGCCAGAGUACAAGGCUAGGCAUUAAAGCAAGUGGAGAUAAACAUUCUGCGGUGAUUCUCGGCAUCAGGGCGGAUGACUCUGGUGUUUAUAAGUGUGAAGCCAAGAGUAAGAUGGGAACUGCCACCAGAACGUUUGAUGUAAUGGUACAAGCUAAGAAACCGAAAGGAAUAGCACCAGAAAUCGCCAAACCCCUCCAAGACCUUACAGUUGUGGAAGGUAAACCAGCAAACUUGGAGUGUGAGGUAAAAGGAGAACCGCAACCCAACAUUGAAUGGUUUAGAGAUGGCGAGCCGGUAAAACAAUCGAAGCGCAUCAACUUGAACUUUGAUGGCAAUUUUGCUUCUUUAUCGUUCAGACUAGCUGAGCUUGACGAUGAGGGCGAAUACAAAUGCGUGGCUCGUAAUGAGCUCGGUAGUGCAUCAAGCGAAGCAGAGCUUCUAGUGGAAGAAGCUGAAACCAAACCAAAUUUUAAAGAAAAGCUGAAGAAUAUCAGUGUCUUGCCUGGGGCCGAAGCAAGGUUUGAUGUGCGUGUUGUGGGUGUACCGCCACCAGAGGUUGACUGGUUUAAGGGAAAACAAAAGAUAGAAGAUGAGGGUCGUUUUAUUUUGAUUGAUGACGAAGAACACGACCUGUUUUCUCUGGUGAUUGAAGAGGCAAGGCCAACUGACAGCGGUGAAUAUGAGUGUGUUGCAUUCAAUGAAGUCGGUGAAGUGUCAUGCCAAAGUAACUUGGUUGUUGAAGAAACGACGAUCGCACCAGAAGAUGCUGAGCAAGCUGAAAGUGCGCUGCCUGCGAUUGAUGAAGCCAUCACUGUACCCGACUCAGCUGCCGAGGUUGAGAGCGCUCUUGUCACUGGACAGGAAAUAGACGGUGUGAAAGCUAAGAAACCGGAAGGAAAAGCACCGGUAUUUUUUGAAACUCUUCAACCUGUGGAAGUAAAGGAAGGAAACGAUGCCAAACUACAGUGUACUGUGACUGCUAAACCCAAACCUAACAUCGAGUGGUUUAAAAAGGGAGUGCAGAUAAAAGAAAACAGACGGGUCAAGUUAGAAAAUGAUGGGGAGUCCAUUGCUUUAACAAUCAAGGAAGCCAGAUCUUUUGAUGAAGGAGAAUACAAGUGCGUGGCUACCAAUGAGAUUGACUCAGCAUCUUGUGCGGCCACUCUAAAAGUUCGUGUCGUAACUAAGCCAGAAUUCAAGGAUAAACUUAAAACAGUCGAAGUGACCGAAGGAGACGCUGUCCAAUUCGAUGCUCGAGUAGAUGGUUACCCUGUGCCUGCGGUGCAGUGGUUUAAAGGGAUAAGUAAGCUGAAGAGCGAUGGUCGAAUUGAGUUUAAAGAGAAUCCUGAUGAGAAUCUGUUUUCACUUGAAAUCUGUGAUACUCUGCUUGAGGAUGCUGGAAUGUACAAGUGUGAAGCCUCAAACCAAGGGGGUAAAACCACAUGCCGAGCUGACCUCAUUGUGAAGGAGAGGCUUUUCGCCCCUGAAAUUUCAGGAGACCAACCUGAGGCCCCCUUCACUGCGACUGAAGGUGGAGAAGUAAGUUUGGAUGUCUUAAUCAACGGAAAACCAAAACCUGAUGUGAAAUGGUACAAAGACGACAAACCCCUUCGCGAGAGCAUAAGGCUAGAUAUCAGAGCUCGAGGAGAUAAACACUCCGUGGUGAUUCUCGGCGCUAGGGCGGAUGACUCUGGUGUUUACAAGUGUGAAGCUAAGAGCAAGAUGGGAACUGCCACCAGAACUUUUGAUGUUAUGGUACAAGCUGGGAAGCCAAAAGGAAGUGCCCCAGUGUUUACCUUUCCUUUGCAAUCAGUUGAAGUCUCUGAAGAAACAAAAGUAAAACUUUCCUGUACACUGACGGGGACUCCACAACCUAUCAUCCGGUGGCUUAAAGAUGGAGAACCACUAGAGACCAGUAAACGAGUUAAAGCUGACUUUGACGGAGACGUUGCGUCUUUGUCAUUUCGCGCAGCAGAAAUUGACGAUGAAGGUGAUUACAAAUGUAUUGCUCAAAAUGAGCUGGGUACUGCAUCCUGUUCUGCAGAACUUCUCGUAAACGAAGCUGAUAGGAAACCAGAAUUUACCGAAGUUAUGAAGGACAUUGAAGUGGCAGAAAACGAAGAAGGAAGGUUUGAUGUGCGUUUGACAGGAUCUCCCAAACCAGCUGUACAAUGGCUUAAAGAAACUGACAAGAUUGAAGAUGCUGGAAAAUAUAUUUUGAUUGACGAUGAGGAAGAUAAUCUCUUCUCUCUUGUAAUUGAUGAUGUUUCCCCAGAUGAGGCCGGUACUUACACCUGCAAAGCAACAAAUAACGUUGGAGUGGCCGCCUGCAAAGCUGAACUUAAACUAAAGGAGAAUAUGGCGGCUCCUGAAUUUGCUGACGAGGAGGAGACAGGCCCAAUCACUGCAGUUGAAGGUGGCGAGGUGACAUUAUCUGUUACCGUUAGAGGCAAGCCUCGCCCUGAUGUCGAGUGGCUCAAAGAUGACAAGCCAUUGAGAAAGACAAGUCGUUUAGACAUAAAAUCCCGAGACGACAAAUUUUCUUUAGUUGUUAGGAAUGUCUCACCAGAGAACUCUGGCCUAUACAAGUGUGUAGCUAGUAGCAAGGCCGGACGCGUUACCAGAACUUUCCAAGUAAAUAUCGAAGGUAAAAAAGCAAAGAAACCUAAAGGAGAGGCACCACAGGUUACGCAGCCCUUAAAAGCAAUGCAGACUGUAGAGGGAAAUCCUUUAAGACUGAAAGUUCGUAUGAUUGGUACACCAGAACCCACGGCUGAAUGGUGCAAAAAUGGAGAGCAGGUCGAACUUAGUCAAAGGAUCAAAGCUGAUAUUAUAGGCGAUAUGUGUCAAUUGUCCUUCGCUGAAACACAAGAAGCUGAUAGUGGAUCUUACAAAUGUAUUGUUACAAAUGAUCUGGGAUCGGCUUUUUCUGAAGCAGAACUUGUCGUCACCAAACCUAUAGUAGCGCCUGUAUUUAAGGAAAAGCUAAAAGGUUUACAAGUGAAUGAAGGUGAACAAGUUCAGCUUGAUGUACGGGUCAGCGGAAAUCCUAAGCCGAAUGUUUUAUGGUUCCGUGGAUCUCAAGCUAUCAUUAACGAAGGACGAUAUAUUGUUAAAGUAGACGACGGGGAUGAAUUGUAUUCUCUCAUAAUUGAUGAAACAACUUUGGAGGACAGUGGUAUUUACAAAUGUGUUGCGUCUAACGAGGUAGGAAAAGCCACAUGUCGUGGGGAAUUAGAAGUUAAUGAAAGACUUACGCCUCCAGAAUUUGCAGGCGAGUUCAGUGAUGCCCCUGUGAUCUUCAAAGAAGGUGAAGAAGUUUCGUUGGAAAUUACAAUACGAGGAAAACCUGCUCCUGAUGUUGAGUGGUAUAAAGAUGAACUUAGUCUCAGAAAGUCAUCGAAUAUGACCACUCUGGUGAAAGGAGAGAAACACACACUUCUUCUAAACAGCGCUAAGCCUGCUGAUUCUGGGGUGUACAAGUGCGUAGCGAAGAGUAAAUUGGGAACAGCAAUGCGGACUUUUAACGUCACCGUAGAAGCCAAAAAACCCAAAGGCUCAGCGCCGGAGUUUUUCAAGCCUCUAAAGAAAGUAGAAGUUGUAGAAGGCAGUGGUGCUAAGUUAGAGUGCUGGGUUCAUGGAAAACCAGAACCAAGCAUUGAAUGGUAUAAAGACGAUGAACUUAUCACAUCAAGUAUACGAGUGAACACCUACUUCGAUUCUGAAGUUUGCAGAUUGACAAUUUCUGAUACUGUUGCUGAAGACGAAGGGAAAUAUAAAUGUGUAGCAACAAAUGAUCUUGGCAAAGUGUCUUGCUCCGCAGAGCUUCUUGUCAAUAAAGCUAUUAUAAUGCCAGAGUUUAAAGAGAAAAUGAAGCACACUGACGUUAUCGAGGGUGAUACGGCGCGAUUUGACGUCCGCGUGGUUGGCAAUCCUAAGCCUGUUACUGAAUGGUCAAAGGGUGGAAAAGUUAUCGCCAAUGGGGGAAGAUUUAAAAUUGAGCAAUCCGAGGACAGCGAGGUACACUCCAUAUUUAUUGAGAAUGUGUCAUUAGAUGACUUUGGAAGCUACAAAUGCGUUGCGUCGAACGAGGCUGGAAGAAUGCAAUGUUCUGCACGACUUGACGUAAAAGAGAGACAGAUUGCGCCGGAGUUCUCCGAUGAAGGCGGCGAUUCACCGAUAAAAGUAAAGGAGGGCGAUGAACUUAAGAUAAACGUGACCAUUCGAGGCAAUCCAAGGCCAGACGUAGAGUGGUUUAGAGAUGACAGGCCAUUUAAAAGAACUAGUCGCGGCAACAUAUCAGUGCGAGGAAACAAAUAUGGUAUAAGAAUCUUCACUGUUACUCCCGAAGACUCUGGAGUGUAUAAAUGCGUGGCGAAGAGUGCUGCAGGUACAACGACUAAGACCUUCCAGGUUGAUAUUGAAGGGAAGAAACCUGCACCCAGGUUCACUCAACCGUUAGAAGAAACUCAAGCUACCAUUGGAAGCACAGCGAGACUAAAAUGUCGCCUUAAUGCCACUGCUAAACCCAAUAUUGAGUGGACAAAGAAUGGUCAGCCUGUAAGUGAAAACCGACGGGUUAAAACAGGGUUGGAGGGUGACCUCAUCUCACUUGUCAUCUCGGACGCCAGGCCAGAAGAUAGCGGAGAUUACCAGUGUGUUGUUAAGAACAAAAGUGGAACUGCGUCGUGUAGUACGCGUCUUGUUGUAAGCGAAUCGACGAAUAAACCGGAGUUCAAAAAACUGAUGAAUGAUCUGGAAUUACUAGAAGGAGAGGACGCCGUUUUUGAGAUUGCAGUUAGUGCAAAGCCCGACCCCGUAGUGCAGUGGUUCUUGAGAAAAAUGCCGAUAAACAAUGAAGGAAAGUACACCAUCUUCGAAGAUUCAGAGCGUCGGAAGUUUUCACUCACUGUAAGCGAUUGCAGCACAGAGGACAGUGGUCAGUAUAGGUGCCUUGUAACAAAUAGCGCAGGUGAAGUCACGAGUUCAGCUGAGCUCAAAGUCAAUAACAGACAAGUCGCACCUAGAUUUGUUCAAGGCGCAGAGGAGCAGCUGUUUGAGGUUUGGGAAGGUGCUCCAGUUAAGCUUUUGGUGCAAGCCAGAGGGAAGCCCACCCCUCAGGUAGAAUGGUUCAAGGAGAAUCGCCUUGCUCGGAGAGUCAAGCGGGUUGAGCUGCAGACAGAAGGUGACAUGAACAUUCUGUUGAUUCCUAAAGCAGUCCCAGAUGAUUCAGGGAAUUAUCGAGCUGAAGCCACAAACUCCGUUGGAACAGCUGUCAAACCGUUUGUUGUUAUAGUUAAUGCUCAAAAGCUUGUCCUCCGACGAGAACCAGUUCCUGAGGGAGCUGUUAAACCAGAGUUCAUUCAGCGACUUCAGGACAUAGAGAUCGUGGAGGGAAGUGCUGCCAAGUUUGACGUCCGUGUCAAAGGGACACCAGAGCCGGAGGUAGAUUGGUACAAGGAUAAUCGUGUGAUUCGUGAAGGCGGUCGAAUCAGAUUCUUGUUUGAAGACGACGGUUUGUGUUCAUUGCUCAUAAGAGAAGCUGAAUCAUCUGACAGAGGGCGAUACAAGUGCGUGGCGAGUAAUCCAGCCGGCAAGGUUCAGUGCAGUGCAGAACUCUUCAUAGAAAGCCAUGGUUUUGAUUCUGCCAGUGGCUCUGACUACGAGAGACGUCUUUCACGUGAGUCAACAUUUGAUAUGCUGUCGGACGACACAGAAGAUGAAGUUGAAUCAUCCUCCACAAGUGGUCCAGCCAAGCUUCCUCCAGAUAUAACGCUUGUGUUACGCAACCGUGACGUGAAGGAAGGUGGCGUGACAAAGUUUGCUUGUCGUGUGGUCAGCAGUACUGGCGUGACCGCUGAGUGGUACAAAGAUGAUCAACUUGUCAGUAAAUGGCCUCGCUUCACUUGUGAACGUGAUGAGGAUCUUUAUGCUUUGAAUAUCUCAGACGCUAAGAGGACAGAUGCGGGACACAUUCGAUUUGUGGCACGGAAUGAUUUUGGUCAGGUUGAGAGCAAUGCAUACCUCAAUGUUGAACCUGACAUGGAGCCUGAAUUCGAAGGAACUACACCAAGGUUUACUCAGAAACUCAAAGAUAUUGAUGCAGUUCCCGGUAAAACAGCUAGUCUGGAGUGUCGUGUGAUCGGCGACCCGCGGCCGGAUAUCCGUUGGUACAGAGAGAACGAACCCCUGCUCGAGGGAGGGAGGUACAAGUUCGAGGAUGAUGAUGACAGACAAGUGCUUGUCAUAGAUGACGUAUGCGGAAGUGAUGAAGGCAUGUACAAGUGCGUGGCAAGGAACAGCGCCGGCAAGGCACACUGCACCGCGGAUUUGUAUAUAUUACAAACAGAUGACGAAGAGAGCGUAUCAGCAGGUGAACAAGAACCAGAAGAAGAGAUACGAAAACAACGUGUUUCUACGGAAGCAUCACCAGUGAUUGAGACCCUCCUAUCACCUGAUUCAGCUCAGGUAGAGAAGUCAGAACCACCCCUACCAACAGCAACAAAGCCUCGAUCCAAACCGGAAUCUCCAAAACCAAAAGAACGUCUUCGAGAACCAGAGUUUAUUCUAAAGCUUAGAGAUAAAUCAGCGGUUGAAGGUAGCUCAGUUCGCUUGGCAUGUCGGGCCAUGGGAACACCGGAACCUGGUUUCCAGUGGUACAAGGAUGGCGAACCAAUUGGCGGAGGAGGACGGUUUGACAUCAACCAAUCAGUGAGCGGAUUUACGCUUGUGAUCAAAGAAUGUCAGGUGGAAGACUCGGGAGAAUAUCAAUGUGAAGCCACAAACAAAGUGGGCAGCGUCAGUUCGUCAGCUGAAGUCACUAUUACAACACUCUCCAAACCUCGUCAAGAAUUAACGGUUCGUCCAGAAUUCGAACGGAAUUUCACUGACACAAAAGUCAUUGAGGGGGAGGAGGCGAAACUGACAGCUAAGGUGUCGGGUAAUCCAGUCCCAGAUGUUAUAUGGCAGAAGGAAGGCAAGCCAAUCGGAGAAGGCCGUCGAGUUAAGAUUGAGAAGAGCAAAGAUGGGGUGCAUUCACUUCGUAUACAACGUGCAGAGGCUGAUGAUGAGGGAGAGUACAAGUGCGUAGCGAAGAACAAGACAGGCGAGGCUUGGUGUUCUGCUAAGCUUACUGUUGAAGUUCCUAAGCCAGAAAUCAAGGAGGGUGUCAUGUCACUUCCUAAGAAGCCAGUCGACGAGCAAAUUGUAGUAAUGGCCACAGACGUCCCACUGUCACGUGAACCUAAGCUUGAAGGUAGUGCUCUUGCGACUCCUCCCCAGUUUUCUCGAACAAUGCAGACAGCAGAAGUUAUAGAAGGAAGCGCGGCGCGAUUUGAUGUCAAGGUCACUGGAAGCCCUGGUCCAGAAAUACGGUGGCUGAAGGAUGACAAACUGCUUGAGGAGAACCGAAAAAUCCGGUUUGAUGAGGAUGACGACGGAGUGUUCUCUCUGUUUGUUAAUGAUGUGGUUACUGACGAUGAGGGCAUGUACAAGUGUGAAGCAACAAAUGUCAAAGGAGAAGUGUCUUGCACUGCAGAGCUAAUAAUAGAAGGCCUUGAAGAAUCAACAGGAGGUGAAAGUGAGGAAACUUCGGAAGAUGAGUUACAAUCUAAGGACGGACCUCGAACAACGGAGACGCCGAAACCUGCUGACAGGAAGGUGGCGCCCCCAACUGCACCAAAACCAAAGUCUGUAAUGAAAUCAGUUCCAAAACCAGUUUUCUUGUUAGAGCUUCAAGACAAACAGGUUAAAGAAGGUGACAAUCUGACGCUAGACGUUCGAGUUCCCCUCGAGUGCAAGGCCGAGGUCACGUGGUACAAAGACGACCAUGCUUUGAAAGAGGACCAUCAUAUUACUAUUAUCUCCGCUGGUGAGAUGCAAGCAGUUAACAUCUUCAAUAUGUCAGUCAAAGAUGAGGCAGUGUACCGUUGUGUUGCUGCCAAUGAUGCGGGAUCAGUGUCUACUGAUUGUGAAGUGCUUGUUGAAGAGAAAGUCAAAGUUCCACAGACAGUAAUGAACCGCGGUCGCCUUUCCCAAAUGGCCCCCGAAUUUGUCCAAGAAUGUACCGACAUCUGUGUGGUAAAGAAUUCCACUGCACAGUUAGAAAUAAUAGCCGCUGGCAGCCAACCACUGCAGAUUCGCUGGUUUAAAGACAACGAGCCGAUCAAGUAUGGAAAGCGGUUGAAGAUGUCGUCUGAUGGAGAACACUGUUCGCUGAAGAUUUCCCCUGUUGAGAUUCAGGAUCAAGGGAUUUACAAGUGUGUUAUAUCUAACAAGGCUGGAACACAGUCCUGUGAGGCGAAGUUAGCUGUGGAAGAAUUAGUAGAUUUUAAAGAAAGUACCGAUGGCACAGCCCCAGGCUUCCCAGUGACAAAACGGCCAUCCAGGUCAAAGAGUGGUGCUAAACCGACAAUCCUCUCCCCUCUGGGGGAUAUCGAGGUUAACGAUGGUGAAAAUGUCACUUUGGAGGUGACUUCCGGUCCUGAGCCCAUUGACAACAUCGAGUGGUUCAAAGACAAUGACCUGAUCCGCUCUCAGCCUCGAUUCACUCAAUCAUCAGCGGGCGAGCAACACACCUUGGACAUUCAGUCAGUCACUGUCGAUGACGAAGGAAUUUAUAAAUGCGUGCUGCUCAAUAACUGGGGCAUUGCUUCGUGUUCGGCUGAAGUCCUAGUGGAAGAGUCAAUGUCAGAAUCUUCAUCCCAAGAUGACGAACAACUUGUAAAGUUAAACGCCCGAAUGGAACGUCGAAGAUCACGUGACAGCGUCUGCGAGCCAGAAUUCCAACAAGAGCUUAGCAACAACGAUGUCUUUGUCGGGGACACUGUAUACUUUACUGUCAAGUCGAGAGGCAUACCGGAACCGGAAGUCUCAUGGUACAGGAAUGGAGAUCUUGUGAAGGAAGACUCAAGAGUGAAGUUUAUCAAAGAUUCGCAGACUGGAAACUAUUCCAUUCUCAUCAACAAAGUGGCCGUGGAGGACGAGGGCGAGUAUCGUUGUGUGGCUUCCAACAUGGGGGGAUCUGUUGCCUGUCAAGCAAAACUUUCGGUCAAAGCGCUUGGACAACGUGAAGCGCCUUCAUUCACAGCGCCGCUAACCGAUCGCUCCAUCGAAGAUAGCAGUGCAGCUAGGUUUGAUGUGCGCGUGCGUGGAAAGCCUACCCCGACAGUCACUUGGUUCAAAGACGGCAAAAAGAUCAGUGGUGAACAGUUUCCGCACAUCAAAGUUUUGCAGGAGAGAGACUUGUUCUCUAUUCUGAUAACAGAAGGCAAGUUUGAAGAUGCUGGAAUGUAUAAAGUUGUUGCCAAAAAUGAUCUGGGAGAAGUGUCCUCUACUGGAGUGCUAUUUGUUGAAGGAGCCGAUCAAUUGUCACCCUUUGCUGGAGAAAAACCUCCGCGUAAGAACUCAGGCCUGUCAAGAGUUGAAGAGGUUCUCACGCUCAAACUAUACACGGCAAUUGAGGACUUCUACUCAGAAGAGACUGGAAACAAAUUCCUUAAGAAGUGCGACAAAGUCGAAGUACUAGAUACCAGCAGACCUGAGUUCUGGUUGGUCAGACGGGUGUCACGUGGGUCAGAGAUUGGAUUUGUACGUCACACAUGCCUGAAGAGAGACGAAGAUGGGGAUGAAACCACAGACAUACCAAUGAGAGGAGAGAAACAGAAGUUUGUGUGUAUCACCAACUACCCGGCCCAGGCCUCUGAUGAGGUCUCGGUAAAUGAGGGAGACAUGUUAGAGAUCCUUGAUGACGUAGGCUUGGAGAGCUCGAUGGUCUGCGUUAUUCCCACUGGCGCUGUCGGGUGGUUACCGAGGGUCUUUAUCAUAAGGGCCCCUGAGGAAGAUGUGAAGAAGGCCCCAAAGACUGCUAAAGGGAAAGAGAGGGAGGCGCUCAUUCAGCGAGAAUUCGUGCUAAACGAACUGAUAGAAUCUGAAAGGAAGUACGUCAACGACCUCCGAACUGUUGUUGAGAGUCAUUUAGCUGAACUUGAUGCAGCAGAUAUUCCCGACGAAGUUGUUGAACAUGAGGAUGCUGUGUUUUCCAAUAUCAAGGAAAUAUACGGAUUUCACGCAAGACAAUUCCUGCACGAACUGGAGGCUUGUGCAAAGAGUCCAGAUGACUUACCAAAGGUUAUUUUGAGACACAAAACAAAAUUUGAAAUGUACAUCAAGUUCCUUGAGGGAAGACCGUUGGCAAAUGAAAAGUUGGAGAGUGAGGAAACACAAGGGUUUUGGACGGAGUUCCAGGAAGACACAAAAGAUGCUAUGUCCCUCACAGAGUACCUUAAAAAACCAGCACAGCACCUUGAUGAAUACGUCCUGCUUCUUAAGGAAUUGCUCAAGUUCACUGUACGUGCCAAUCUGCAGCACUCAGAUUUUCAGGCGGCUCUUGAAUUCCUAGCUAGUCUAUCCCGACGAGCAAAUGAAGCGACACAAAAAUCCUACAUCGAGGGAUACAAUGGUGAGGUUCCACUUGAAAGUCUCGGGAGACUCAUCCGCCAGGAGGUGGUGCUAUUCUGGGAAGAGAAAGCUCGAGGAAAAGGAAAAGAGCGGGACUUGUUCUUGUUCGAGAAAGGAAUUGUAAACACGAAAAGAAAAGAAGGAGGAAGAAAGUUCAUCUUUAAAAACGUGCUGAAGCUGACAAGUGGUAAUGUUGGUCUGACUGAACAUGUUGAAGGUGGUGCCCGUCAGUUCAUGGUGUGGGUGGGUACUUCCAUCACCACUGCUCUGGUACUCCAUACCUUUGAGACAAAGACCGAGUGGUCCAAACAGGUCUGGGUUCGAGAAAUUAAAAGGCUAUUACAUCUGAGUGAAAAAUCACUAAUUACUGCUGUUGCACCAUCUCUGAUGUUUGGUGAACUUGAAGUUCAGUUACCGAGUGCUUCAUCUACAGAGGGAAAUCUGGUGACUACAGUCAAAGAAACUAUCACCAGUCCUUCUUACUCGCAUUUGAUUGCUGAGCUUGAAAAACAGUACGUGGCCAUCACACCACCAGACUCGCCUGAACCUCAACGUCUGAACAUUCAACUAGGAGGCACCUAUCACUUGUCCGAAGAAACACUGGAAAGAGAUACACAUGAGCGGGUAAUCGGCCGCGGUGAACAAGUACGGGUGCUCCGCUCAGGCCGAGAUCUCUACUUCGUGCAAACGGUCAAAGACAGAGAAACCAAAGAGGGCUGGGUUCCUGGAAGCUGGUUGCUAGAAAGAGGAUUUGAAGACCAGAUUGCGGGUGCUCAAAUUCAGCUAGAGCUGGAAGCUGGUUUAGAGGAUGAUAUUCCACAAGAUUUGAGUUCAGAAGCGUCCGAACCGGAGCUGCAACGGCUCAAAGAAACUGGAGAAGCUCAGCCGAAGUUUACAGAGGAACUUGAAGACAUCGAAGUUUGUGUCGGCCAACCUGCCAGUCUGCGCUGUCGAGUGGAAGGAGAUCCUUUCCCAGACAUAGAAUGGUUUGUAGAUGAUGACAAAAUCAAGAAAGGGGGAAGAUUUGACUUUCUCAGUAACGGAGACCUUGUUACUCUGAAAAUUUCCGAAACAAGUGCCGAAGACGAAGGAGAAUACAAAUGCACAGCCACGAAUGAAAACGGAAUGGCUUCCACAAGUGCUGAGCUCAUAGUAAAUGCUCCAGCGAAAAUCGACAAAGCUCCCAAGUCUCAAACGGUCAGUGUCGGGGAUGUGGUUUCUUUCAAGUGUGAAAUUUCUGGAAAUCCCAUCCCGACUGGAACUUGGUACAAAGGCAAAAAAGAGCUGAAGGAUGAGGGAAGAGUGCUUAUUGAAAUCGCAGAGGACUUCUCCGAGCUAGAAAUUGAAAAUGUUGAAACCUCCGACGAAGGAGAAUACACCUGCCUGGUGAAAAACGACUUUGGAGAGGACACGUGCUCAGUGACUCUUACUGUGAAAGGCGGGGGAGAUGUCAAUGAAAACAAUGUCGAUAAAGGUGGUGAUGAAGCUGUAGCCAAAGACGAUGACGGUGAUGGUGAGAGUGACGUAGAAAGCAAGGACCUUGACCUUCCGCUUCGAGAUCCAGUCUUCCUGCGGACGGAUAAGAAAUUUGACGAUACUUACGUGUCUCAGAAAGAGCUCGGAAAGGGCAAAUUUGGUGUUGUCAAAAAAGUUAAAGAAAAAAGCACUGGGACGGAAUACGCCGCCAAGUUCCUAAAAAUCACCAAGGAAUCAAGAGAAGAAGUUCUGGCAGAAAUGCUUAUCAUGAAUGAACUGCACAGUAAACGGCUCAUCUACCUCCAUGAUGCAUACGAGAGACCAAAAGAGAUGAUUAUAGUCUUGGAACUGAUCUCUGGAGGCGAGCUGUUCGAGAAAGUCUGUAAUGAUGAUAACUUAACCGAGAAAGAAGUUGUGCGGUACAUGAAGCAAAUACUGCAGGGCGUUGAACAUAUGCACAGGAAACGUAUUGUCCAUUUGGAUCUUAAGCCUGAAAAUGUACUUUGUGUCAUUCGCCCUGAUGGUAAGGAAGAUCUUAAGUUGAUUGACUUCGGAAUGGCUCGUGUACUUGAACCAGGAAAAAGCGUCAAAGUGGCCUGUGGUACGCCCGAAUUUGUAGCACCCGAAGUGAUCAGUUACGAAGCUAUCAGCCUUGCUAGUGACAUGUGGAGUGUGGGCGUCAUAGCUUAUGUUCUGCUGAGUGGUCUGUCACCCUUCAUGGGAGACGAUGACAAUGAGACCAUACAGAACGUGUCCACUGCUGAGUGGGAUUUUGAAGACGAGGCUUUUGAUGUCGUGUCAGACAUGUCCAAGAAGUUUAUUGAGGAACUGCUCAUCAGAGGUCCCGAGAAGAGAAAUGAUGUUUUCAAAUGUAUGAACCAUGAUUGGUUGAAGAAAGUCAAAACACUCAAGGCUCAGAAGCUCAGUACGGAAAACUUGAAGAAAUUUAUUGCACGCCGUCGUUGGGCGAGAACAGCGAAUGCUUUGCGAGCUCUGAGUCGAAUGGGAUCUCUAGGUGGGCUGAUGGCUGGAGGAGGCAAACCUGGUGGCGCAGCUGCUGCCCCUAAAACGGGUGGCUUUCUAAAGAAGGUAAAAGAAGAGAAGGCCAAGGAGGAAGUUCAGGAGAAAGGAGCCAAAGCGGAGCCGAAGAAGGAGCCAGUCAAGAAGGAGGUACCUAAGGAGGAACCGAAGAAAAUUUCACCAGGUGAUAGCCUCGUACCAGAAAGACGGGGCCUGAGUUAUUCAGGUCGCCGAAGUCCCGCCUUGAGUGGCAGGAGAAGCCCGAUGUCUCGGGCAGAAGCCCAUGGCAUGCCACUAGGUCCCCCUGUCUUCAUUCAACACCUGACGAAUUGCGAGAUCAUAGAGAACAGCGCCGCCAGAUUUGAAUGCAAGGUUAGCGGUAACCCUGAACCGGAAGUGGAAUGGUAUAAAGACGGGAAGCUACUGAAGGAAAGUAAACAGCUCACAUUCCUAUACGAUGACAACGACAACUGUAAACUUAUCAUCACUAAGGGAACUGCAGCCGACGCAGGCGAAUACACGGUAGUAGCCAAGAAUCCUCACGGUAAAGUAUCGAGUAGCGCACGAUUGCUAAUCGACACGGGUUCAACGGACGAUGAAACCGCGAGCGACUCCGAACUCUCUGAACCGUCUGGCUCUGAAGCUGAGGAGAGAACAAUGACUCCAAAAGAGGAAAAGAUUACGAAGUACUACACUGUUCAAGAUGAGCUCGGCAAAGGUCGCUUUGGUGUUGUGUGCAAGUGCAUUGACAAUAAAACUGGCCGCGCCUAUGCAGCCAAGUUCAUCAAAUGUACUGCGCCCAAGGACAGACAAGACGUCAUACACGAAGCAGAGAUCAUGAGUUCUGUUCGGCACAGGCGGCUUCUUCGGCUUCAAGAUUUCUUCCAGACACCCACGGAGAUGAUACUUGUCAUGGAUCUCGUCACGGGUGGAGAGCUGUUUGAGAAGGUGGUAGAAGAUGAGUUCAUCUCGGAGAUAGAAGUGUCGCAUUACAUGAAACAGAUAUUGGAAGGUGUUCAGCACUUGCAUCAGCGAGAGGUUCUCCAUUUAGAUCUCAAACCCGAAAACAUCAUGCUUAUUAGACCGGAAAGUAAACAAAUCAAGCUUAUUGACUUCGGCCUGGCGAGGAAGUACAACCCGAAGGAAAACCUCAAGGUAAUGUUUGGAACACCAGAAUUUGUCGCCCCAGAAGUCAUUACAUACGAGCGAAUUACACCUGCCACGGACUUAUGGUCUAUUGGAGUCAUAGCAUAUAUUCUGCUGAGUGGUUUAUCGCCUUUUAUGGGGGAUACUGAUGCAGAGACCCUGACGAAUGUCCAACUGGCGGAGUGGGACUUUGACGAUCCUGUCUUUGAUGAUAUCUCAGAUGAAGCGAAAGACUUCAUCAGUGGUCUUCUUGUGCUUAAAGCAAACAAAAGGAGUACGGUCGAUCAAUUACUUAAACAUCGCUGGUUCACCAUCAAGAAGGACAAAGGGAAGAAACUGAAAACCGAUCGUCUUAAAGCAUUCACCGCGCGAAGGAAAUGGAGGCGAGCCAUCACCGCGAUCCGAAGCACGAACUUUUUGAGCCGGAUUCUCGGAAGUCGGGGAUCCGAUGAUAAGAAGAGCAGCGGCGGUGGAGGGGGUGGAUUGUUAGCCCGAGUCAAAGCAAUGCAUGCUGCCGGUAUACAAGGUUCGGAAGGGGGUGUCCCCCCGGCGUCGUCUCCUUUCCUAUCACCUGCCUCAGCAGCUUUCAGCACCAGUAACAGCUUCACAUCAGUAACAGUAACAGAAAGAACGCAAACGCAGGGAGAGACAACUGUUACAGAGAAAGAGACAGUGACUGUUACCAAAGACGGACAAACAACUGUUGAAGAAAAAGAAACUACAACAAGAAUCGGCGAAACCACACAGCAAGAAAACAAAACCGAAGAAGUCGAUAAUGGUAAGACGGGCGGUCUUGGAGGAGCAGCCAACACUCCACAAGCCAUCGCUAAGCGCUAUUCCACUGGUGGAGUGGCACUUAAACUGGAAAAUGUCGACAAGUUUUGGGGAAUAAAGCACGAAAUAGCAAAGGGUCGUUUCUCAGUUAUAAAGCGCUGCUUAGACGCCAAAACAAAGAAACCUUUUGUAGCGAAAAUAAUCAAAUAUGACGACGACACAGACCGCGAAGAUACUCUUCAGGAAUUUGACAUCCAUCGAAGCAUCAAAGGAGACAAAGUCGUUAUGUUGCGAGAUGCAUUCCUCGUGAGGAGAUAUCUUGUCCUUGUUAUGGACAUGCUGGAGGGACAAGAUAUCCUAAGCUUUGUUGGAUCAAAACCCAGGCCGAGUGAGGAAGACAUCUGUUUUGUAAUUCGACCUUUGCUUGAUGUAGUGAAUUAUCUUCAUGGCCAGCAGAUUGUUCACUUAGACAUAAGGCCUGCAAACAUUUUCAUUGCCAAGAGUAACCUGGGUGUGAAACUUAUCGAUUACGGAAGUGCACGCCGCAUCAAGAACUGGAAGGAAGGUGACAUGCUGGCCAUUGUUAGUUAUGUUGCAUUCACAGCUCCAGAGCUGCUGGACUUCGCUCCCGUCAGUGGACCAGCAGACAUGUGGAGCAUUGGUGUUCUCAUCUACGCUCUCAUAAGUGGAAUGCUGCCUUUCUCCGUGGAAACGAAGGAUGACGAAGACGAAGAUGAAAAACUUGGUGAGGCGAUCAAGAGGGGUAAAUGGUCUUUUGACUCCAAAGCAUUUCAACGCAACACCUCAGAAGUAAAGGAUCUGAUCACUUCUCUACUUUCUAAGGACGCCAAAAAACGUCCCACCGCAGAAGAGGCUGCGAAACAUCCCUGGCUGAUGGGCGAUAACAUGCAGAAACGUCGUUCAAGUGACGUGGUGAGCUCCAAGCUCAAAGAUCUGAGCCAGAAACUUCUGUUAAAGGACAAGGAAGAUGUUGUGUCAGCGUCCUGUGUCCUAAAAACCUUCAACGAGGAUCCUUACGGCUCUCCAGACUCAGAUGAGGAAUAGUUCUGGGUACCUGACCUGUGUAUCGACAUAAAAGGAUACAAAGCGGCACGCGUCUGUGCCAAGAUCAACUAGCUAGUUCUGAAUAACAAUAACGCCUUGUAAACUUAGAGAGCGAUUUCAAACAUUUCGAUUAAGUAAAUUUAAUAAUGAUUUUUUUUACAAUCAUUUUCAAUAUUUUUCUUUAGACGUUUUGGUCCACGAAAGAGUAUUUAUUUUUGUAGGGAAUAUUUUUGUGGUAAUGUUAUAAUCCAAAUAUGCGUUUUUUACUAGUAACCUGAAGCAAGUCAUUGCUUUAUGAUGCAUUUUAGUAGUAAAUGCUUUUGCACAUUAUUCCUCUUCGUUCUAUUUGUUUAUGAAAUGAAAGUAGAUAUAUUACAAUUUAGACAAAAGAGUUAAGUUACAACAUGAAAGAGUGCUUCUAUUGUUUAAGGCAAACUCAUUAAUCAGACAUAAUUGUCGUGAUUUCACUAUGGAAUUGCCAUUUUAGUAUUUCUGUUCAGACAAACAUUUGCAAGUGAAAUAAAACACGUUUCAAAUA
Stylophora pistillata is the source of this 38817-nucleotide messenger RNA. Its product is annotated as obscurin-like. Gene Ontology annotation, molecular function: protein kinase activity; sequence-specific DNA binding; ATP binding. The record is from RefSeq and is a predicted model, not a curated record. Lineage: Eukaryota; Metazoa; Cnidaria; Anthozoa; Scleractinia; Pocilloporidae. Gene Ontology annotation, biological process: protein phosphorylation; regulation of DNA-templated transcription.